This is a messenger RNA of Mollisia scopiformis, 1044 nucleotides long. RefSeq names its product Extradiol aromatic ring-opening dioxygenase. Gene Ontology annotation, molecular function: zinc ion binding; oxidoreductase activity, acting on single donors with incorporation of molecular oxygen; ferrous iron binding. The record is from RefSeq and is a predicted model, not a curated record. NCBI's taxonomy places the organism in Eukaryota, Fungi, Ascomycota, Leotiomycetes, Helotiales, Mollisiaceae. The coding region runs from base 94 to 1017 and encodes 307 amino acids. The transcript is spliced from 2 exons.
CCACGACUUCAAAUAGGAAGCUUGCCCAUGUAUCUCUUCUCCUCUGCUCUACCAGACUAACUGACCUCUCAACUAACAAUUCCUAUAUCUCGCAUGCAAUUCAGCAACCGCACAUCAGCGGCACUCCUUUCCGCAGCCAAAUUGUUCCAGCUCCCAACCUUCUCUCUGAACCAUACCUCCGCCUCUACCACUAUGAGUCCUGCACCGGUCAUCGCAGUCUGCCAUGGCGGUGGACCUAUGCCAGUUAUGAACGAUCCUGGACACGCUGCAUUGAUCAAGUCAAUGGAAACCAAAGUGCCAUCCCUGCUUGGUCUUGGUACCGAUUCUGCCCCCCGCGCUAUUGUCCUCAUUACUGCACACUGGAGAGAGCGCCGACCAACUAUUAGCAACGGGAAGAGCCAUAAGCUAUAUUAUGACUAUGGUGGUUUCCCACCAGAGACGUACAAAUUGAAGUACGACGCCCCUGGAAGCCCGGAAGUGGCGUCAGAAGUGUACGGACUUCUCGAAAAGGCCGGUUUGAAUCCGAAGAUGGACGGGGAGAGAGGUUGGGAUCAUGGCGUCUUUAUACCUAUGUUACUCAUAAACCCCAAAGCAGACAUUCCAAUCGUCCAAGUCUCCAUCAUGUCCUCCGAUUCCCCAGAACAACAUUACGCCAUGGGCCGUGCUCUGGCACCUCUUCGCGAUUCAGGCAUAGCUAUUAUCGGUUCUGGCAUGCCGACCUUCCAUAACCUGCGAUUGAUGUUUUCUGGUGCUGCAAAUGAUGCUGGGUUUCAGAGAAGGAAUAAGGAAUGGAGUGAUCGCCUUACAGCAACUGUUACAAAGGAAGAUGCUGUAGAGAGGGGCAAGCUGCUUGAGAGUUGGAGAGAUUGGAUGGGGGCUGAGGAGGCACAUCCUCGAGGUGGGGAGGAGCACUUUCUACCAUUGGUGGUUUCUGCUGGUGCUGGAGGGCAAGGCAAAGGCGAAGGUUAUGGCGAUGACUUGAUGGGCACCAAACACUACACGUACUACUGGAAAUGAAGAUGAUGCACAGCUUCCAAAAAGUAC